GGCAGGGAGAGGCCAGGUGGCUGGGUCCUGCCACGUUAGACACCAUGGUGUCCCGGGGCCGAGCCCGCCUGGGCCCCCAGUAUGUGGGCCUCUGGGACUUCAAGGCCCGGACAAACGAGGAGCUAAGCUUCCGGGCAGGCGACCUCUUCCACGUGGCCCGGAAGGAGGAGGAGUGGUGGUGGGCCACACUGCUGGACGCAGAGGGCGGGGCCCUGGCUGAAGGCUACGUGCCCCACAACUACCUGGCCGAGAGGGAGACUGUGGAGUCCGAGCCGUGGUUCUUCGGCUGCAUCUCCCGCUUGGAAGCCUUGCACCGACUGCAGGCAGAUGGCACGGAGCCAGGGGCCUUCCUGAUCAGGGUCAGCGAGAAGCCGGGCGCCGACUAUGUCCUCUCAGUGCGGGACAGGCAGGCCGUGCGGCACUACAGGAUCUGGAGGUGUGCUGGCCGGCUGCACCUCAGCGAAGCUGUGUCCUUCCCCAGCCUGGCCCAGCUCGUGGGCCACCACCAGGCACACAGCCUGUCCAAAGGCCUGCGGCUGACUGUGCCCUGCUGGAAGCACGAGCGGGAGCCCCUGCCCCUCUGUGCCGACUGGGAGCGGCCCCGGGAGGAGUUCACGCUCUGCAGGAAGCUGGGGGCCGGCUACUUCGGGGAGGUCUUCGAGGGGCUCUGGAAAGGCCAGGUCCGCGUGGCCAUUAAGGUGAUUGCCCGAGACGACCUCCUGCACCAGCACACGUUCCAGUCGGAGAUCCAGGCCAUGAAGAAGCUUCGGCACAAGCACAUCCUGGCGCUGUAUGCGGUGGCGUCCGUGGGGGACCCCGUGUACAUCAUCACAGAGCUCAUGGCGAAGGGGAGCCUGCUGGAGCUCCUGCGGGAGUCUGAUGAGAAAGCCCUGCCUGUCUUGGAGCUGGUGGACAUUGCCUCCCAGGUGGCUGAGGGCAUGUGCUACCUGGAGUCGCAGAAUUACAUCCACCGGGACCUGGCUGCCAGGAACAUCCUCGUGGGAGAGAACAACAUUUGCAAAGUGGGGGAUUUCGGGCUGGCCAGGCUCAUCAAGGAGGACAUCUACCUUUCCCACGACCGCAACAUCCCCUACAAGUGGACCGCCCCCGAGGCGCUCUCCCGAGGGCACUACUCCAUCAAGUCCGACGUCUGGUCCUUCGGGGUCCUCCUCCAUGAGAUUUUCAGCAGGGGCCAGACGCCCUAUCCAGGCAUGUCCAACCACGAGGCCUUCAUGAGAGUGGACUCUGGCUACCGCAUGCCCUGCCCCCCCGAGUGCCCGCCCAGUGCCCACAGGCUGAUGCUCGCAUGCUGGCACCGAAGCCCUGAGCAGAGGCCCUGCUUCCGAGCCCUGCGGGAGAAGCUCUGCAGCUUCACCAGCUACGAGAACCCAAUCUGAGUGCUGAGUGGUCCUCCCCACCCACUGCCUGGAGGUGGCAAAAGGCACGACAGCGCCUAGAUCCAGACUGUAUACUCGGGGCAGGAAGCUGUGCCAGCCACCAGGGCGCCCUGCCCUGGGCAGAGAUGCUCUCUGUGGCCCGGAACUGAGACUGCCUCUUCUGAGACACCAGCACCAGAAACAUGCCAGGCCCUCCCACCUGCCUCGACGUGGAGCCGUGCAGGAGCGGGGAGCGGAGCUGUGCCUGGCACCGACCCAGUCCACCAGUACAUGGUGGGAACCUGGGUCCUGGCUGUGCCCUCCUUUUGCCAUCUGGCCCCUGCCUGCCCCGACUCGAGGGUGGGAAGACACCCCAGCACUCAAACAGGCUCUGCUGGUGGUUGGGCGCUACCACCUACCAUCCCAGGACCAGGUGGCUGCCCCAGUCUCCCUGCCACUGUUAUCAGGAGCUGCCUCCGAAGGCUCUGGGGCCUGGUCUGGACACUAUGGCCAGAAAGAUGGGGUGGGGCACUUGCCCAUCCAGCUUUGGGAUCACAGGAGAGCCUGGGUAAGCCCCCACCCUACCUGGACACACUGAGGGCAGGCAGGACAGAGGUGCUGCCCUUGGGGGCCCCAAGCCCCCCCAGUUGCCUUGGAAUAGACUCAUGCAGCGAUCUAUAGCACAGGGUGGGAGGGGAGGGGGCAGGAGAGGAGGGCUCCCUCAGCAGCCAGCUGAGUCCCACCUCACACCAUGCCCCCACCAAGCUGCCCUCUCCUGGCCAACAGAUGGGGGUCAUUCUGUUGGCCACUGGAGACCUGUGGACACUAGGCAGGCAGAUAGAUUGCACAACCACCCUUCCCAGCUCCCUGAGCUGGACUUCGCCCAAAGCUGGGCUGCCUGUGGUGAGAACACCCCCUCUGGAGCACCCCGCUCCUCCACCCUCAGCUGUUAAGUGCCCGGGGCCAUGGCCCGACCCCUCCUGGGCUGGGAGGGCCCUGCUCAGUGUCCUACAGGGGCUAGCAGUGGCACUUAUGGGAAGUCACCUGGCAGACAGUGUGGCUCAGUGCUUGUUCCAUACCAGUUGGUAGGGACAACCUUUGCCUGUCCCUACCCCUCCCUCCCUGGUAUUGAGGGGCCUCAUGUCCUUCAAGGGGCACCAGGUCCCUCUAGCUGACAGCUCCCAAACCCAUAGCCUCCCAGAGGCCAAGGGGCAGGGGCUGAGUGACCUAGUAGACAUGACCUCAGGGUUACAGAUCACGGACCACCCACUCUCCCAGGUGCCCACCGCUCUCAGGUCCAAGGCUCCACACGCAUCACAGCAGCUCACUAGGGGUGGGGGAUCGGCCAGGCCUGAGGUAGCCCCCCAGCAAGGAGUCCCCGGGGGCAGGGCCAGCUCCCCACCUCCAGCAGGAAGUGAGGAGGUUGAGUGACUUCUCCUCACUGCCUGGGACACACAGCUCAGGAACACCAUCAGGGAUGCUGGCUGCUUCUCAUUUAUUUUCCACUUGGUGCAAGGCACAUGGCUAUGGGGUGUUAGGCAGGCUUGCGUGUGGCUUGGGUAGUAAAGAGUGAGGCUCUCUCAACUU
Molecule: messenger RNA, 2963 nt
Organism: Myotis lucifugus (little brown bat)
Lineage: Eukaryota; Metazoa; Chordata; Mammalia; Chiroptera; Vespertilionidae
Gene: PTK6
Product: protein tyrosine kinase 6
Exons: 8
Coding region: 45-1397 (450 amino acids)
Biological process (GO): cell differentiation; protein phosphorylation; innate immune response
Cellular component (GO): extrinsic component of cytoplasmic side of plasma membrane
Molecular function (GO): non-membrane spanning protein tyrosine kinase activity; ATP binding; signaling receptor binding
Source: RefSeq, a predicted model, not a curated record